Chaetomium globosum CBS 148.51 is the source of this 2643-nucleotide messenger RNA. RefSeq lists its product as uncharacterized. Gene Ontology annotation, cellular component: cytoplasm. Gene Ontology annotation, molecular function: oxidoreductase activity. The record is from RefSeq and is a predicted model, not a curated record. The transcript has 2 exons. NCBI's taxonomy places the organism in Eukaryota, Fungi, Ascomycota, Sordariomycetes, Sordariales, Chaetomiaceae. Gene Ontology annotation, biological process: biosynthetic process. Bases 1 to 2643 code for a protein of 880 amino acids.
AUGAGGUUCUUCGUUACUGCUACCCUCCCCUCCUUUUCUUCUGGGGCAAAGCAACCUCAUUACAUUCAUUUCAGCAAUGCUGGCCAUGAUGUCUCCCUUAGCCUGGCCGGGUCUCAUGACCUGGAUGUAUGGAUAUGCAACGGCGACGAAGUAACCGGCGACCUGGUGGACCAGUGGCUCGGCCAAGCCCCUGAAACCCCCAAGUCGAUGCUGGUACAGGACGCCAACGCCAUUCCCCGCCUACAGGAAUACUCCAAGAGUCGGGUGGCUGAGAUAGCCACCUUUCCCAAGGAACAGUCCGGUUCCUCGGCAAGAGAAAGAGACGAAGCAAUCCUGCGAGAGGCAGAAAUGCUCUACGCCCGAGCCCGUGCCAACGCCGGGAGCCGCCGGGCCAAUGUUGAUCGGCUCAAGAGCAACGGCUCUCGGAGGACCGUUGUGCUCGUGGGGGCCGGCAUCAUGAACCUCAUGACCGCUCAGGUCCUGGUUGAGCGCAGCUAUUCGGUGCGCAUCGUGGAACAGGGCCCCGAUCCCCGCGCAUGCCAACCCAAGGACUGGAUCAGCCUGGGUGUCACGAGCGGCGGCCACAAUGCCCGCAUGUUCACCCACACUGAGGCAGACAACUACAACGAGCAGAACAGCGAUAUCUACCAAGACAUGCAGUCUAUCUUCCGCAAGACCGUCCGGGGCGGCGGUUGGAGCGUCAAGGAUCCCAAGGAAUUCUCUUCGGCUGAGCAGGCAUGGGUGGGCGCUUUCGAACGUGUCCCAGGUUGGAUGGCAGCCAUGUUCAAGAAGAACAUCCACUCGGUCAACUGCGAGUCUUGGAAGUUGUGGAAAGAACUCAUGAACACGGCCCCCCACCUGUUCCAAGACGUGGGUCUGCACAACGACAUUGUGCGCCUCUACGUCGAGACAAUCGCGCUGGACGCGUCCGUCACGCUCAACCGUCGGCUAGGCUCGCUUCUACAGGCCCCAUCUACCCCGGACCUUCUGAAGUCAUUUCCGGGUUUCCGCUCCGCUGCCGAGACGGACCAUCUGGCCGGAGGUAUCAUCGCUGAGGGAUUCACGGUGAACAUCCACCUCUUCGUCGCCAAGCUGAUCAACCACCUCAUCGCUCGGGGCGCGGAGUUCAUCUGGAACUGCAAGGUGCAGGGCGUCCAACGCAACUCCGAAGGCGAGGUGACCUUUUUGCGAUCACAAAAGGGAAACCUAGAAGCAGACCACUUCGUGGUGAGCCCGGGCACCACGGGAGCAGCACUUCUCCACGGGACGGCAUCCGAGAACCUGGUCCAAGGCGUCCUGGGUAUAUGGCUGCAGCUUCCGAACCUGGACCCGCAGAUUCACAAUUCCAUGAAGAUCCACCGCCGCGCUCACAAGGUAGAAGACAUCAACAUCACCGUAGCCAAGGACCAGCAGACCGGCGAAGACAUCCUCGUCCUCGGCGGCGGGUACGGCUACGUCGGUCUGGACCGCCCAGCACCAGACUCCCAAGAACUCAACGCCCUCUACGACGAGCUCGAAGAGGUCGCACGCAUCUACUUCCCCCAGGGCUACGCCGAGGCCAAGAAGCGCGGCCCAACCGCCAUGUACCCCGGCGGGCACCGCAAGUUCUGCGUCCGCCCCUUCACCCCCACCGGGCUCGGAGUCUUCGAGCAAAUCCCCACCGCCCGCGGCGGCCAGCUCAUCAUCACCGGCGGCAACAAUACGGGCGGGUUCGCGCAAGCGCCCGGCAUCGCGCGCGCCGUCCUCCGCUCCUUCCAAGGCGAGCACGACCCCAUCCACACGCUCUUCCACCCCGACCGCGGCAAGAUCCCCCCCUCCACCACAACCUACAAGUCCCGCAGCCCCAGCCCCAUGUCCUCCCUCCCCGGCAGCAGCAGCAGCAUCGACCUCAAAUCCACACCGCAGCCCCCACUCCGCCUCCUGCUCAUCUGCUCCGACAGCCCCAACCACCGCUACCUGCGCUACCGGCUGGACCAAGCCUUCCCGGGCUACCGCUGCAUCAGCGAGCCCAACGCCGGGCAACUCCCGCCACCUCACCUCCAAAGGCCGCACGCUCGACGCGUGCGCGCGGCGCACUUCGACCGGCUGAUCCCCGCGGGCCACGUGUCGCCGCCGCCGGACUUGGUGGUGGACACGAUCAAUAGCGCGGCCGUGUGGGAGGCGGUGGAGGCGUGGCGGCCCGAGCUGACCAUCGUGUCCGGGACGAAGUAUAUCGGCAAGAAGUUGAUUGCGCGGGCGGGGUUGAUGGUCAAUCUGCAUACGGGCCAUUUGCCCGAGUAUAAGGGGAAUCAUUGUGUGUUUUUUGCGUUGCGGGAUGGGAGGGUGGAUCGGGUGGCUUCGACGCUGCAUCAGUUGACGGCCAGUUUGGAUGGCGGGGAUGUGCUGGAUAAGGUGUACCCCGUGGUGGAGGCGGGGGAUAGUGAGGAUACGUUGUAUACCAAGUGUUUGGAGGCGGCGAUUGAUCGGGUAGUGGAGCAUGUUGGGAGGUUUGCGAGGGGGGAGAGGUUGGAGUUUGUGCCGCAGGUGGGGGAUGGGACGACGUUCCGGCACCGGGACCGCACGCCGGGGAAGGAGGCGGCGCUGUGGUGGAAAGUGAAUGUGGGCGGGUUGUUGAAGAAGGCGGCGAAGGAGAAGAUUGCGUGA